Molecule: messenger RNA, 3276 nt
Organism: Vitrella brassicaformis
Lineage: Eukaryota; Vitrellaceae
Source: the annotation of a GenBank genome assembly
CCCUUCUCCAACACACACACAUACACAUCUGUCACUCCUCACCCCUCGCCCCUCAUCCCUUCACCGUCCCUCUCUUAAUGACGUCGUUCUCGAGGUUGAAAUGCUGCAGCACGGCACGCCACCGGGGCAUCGACUGCGGGUAGCGGUGAGCGAGCGGCUGAGAUAGAUCGCCAACAUGCCGCUCCCCCGUCCACAGAAGGAUGACGCCCCCACUCAUCCACUCUAGACAAGCGGCAAAGUCCUCAUUGGGCCGGAAACCGCUCACAAUCACAUCACGGAACUGGAGUUCGGUGAGUGUCCGGUAGUCCACAGCGAUGCCCUGCUGCUCGCUGAUGCGCUCAGUCUUGAGACGGUGAUGGCGGGGGUCAUUGCCGUUGAUGAGAGCCUGCAGCACAAUCCUGACGCCCACCUCCCUCUCACGCGGCCACCGCGAGUGCAGUCCGUCCAGGAGGAAUGACGAGAAGGAGCGGUAGAGCCAGUUGGCCCGGCGGAUGGCGGGAUCGGUCGUCUUGUAGCCCUCAGUGUAGCGAUAGUGCGCCGACAGCUCAAUCAGCGGCACCACACGGAACGACUCAUUGCCGAUCCGAUAGACACCGUUGUCGGCUUGCUGCAGCGCCAGGCUGGUGCUCUGUACCUGGUAGGUGAGCAUGUGGCCGAACAGCCGAUAGAUCGCCAUCGCCAAUGGCAGCUGAUGGAAGGAGGUCUUUCUGGGGAGGUUGGCCAUCAGCCACUGCACCGGCAGCACCAGCGGCAGUCCAGUGGCCGGCGGCAGCCGAUAGAUGGCGGCGAGGCGGAUGAAGACCACACCGACCCGACGCCACUCGUCGCCACUGCCCUGCUCCAGCACAUAGGCCACACGCAGCACAUAGGUCAAUGAGAGGGGGGCGGUGCGGUCGAUGUCGAUGAGGCCGGUGAGUGAGUGGCGGGCGAGGGAGCCGUCGAUGCGCUCCACCAGCACACCAGCCGUCACCAACACCGCUUUUGCCCGGCAGGUGGCUCGCACACAGACGAGCUCAUGGGCGAGGAGGGAGGGGAGAAUGCGCCUGCGCCACACCUCAUCGGGCACCGAAUCAGACAUUGCCACCAACCACUCAAUCAGCACAUGGCCACCGCCUGCCACACAGCACAAAGACACUGUCGACGAUGGAGAGGGCGACCAACACACGCGCACGCCACGUGCCGUGGAAGAGCGGACCAACACACAUACAACACACACAUCCACUGACCUGUGCACGACCAGCGUGGCUGUGGGACGCCGACUGACCUGGUUGGGCAGCUGAGAGGCGUCCAUGCGGGCCGCCGCGUACACCUAAAUGCCCACAGCACAGCAGAGCGUAAAAGGUGAUGGUGCCGUGUGUGGGUGGUGCUGCCUCCCAUCCAUCGCCGCACCUGCACGAGCAUUUGGUGGAGGAACUCGAAAGUAUCUACGGGAGCCUGAAGGACCAGAAGAGACAGAGACGGACACUGGAUGGCAUCGACGAGUGGCUCCUGUGCUCUGCGUCUUACCUGUGCCCCGGGGGUGUCCUGGUGGGACGCCGCCGAUGAUGGCGCUGGCGACCGGGGCAGCACAGGAGGCGGCAGGGAUGACGAGCGGCCUCUGCAGACGGCGGGCAUGCCCACGGAAACCUGAUGGACCGGACAGAAAGAUAUGGACACUGCAUGGCGCCAGCAAGUGGUUGCUUGCGCGCGCCUUACCUGUACGUCAUCGUCAGGGUUGUGGUGGCCAGAUGGUGAUGUGUCAUCAUGCGGCGACGGGGACACCACUCGAGGCGACACGAAGGACAACCGGCCUCUGCUGUGGCUGCCGCCCUGGUCGAGAGCUCGCGGUGCGAUGAUCGUGUUGUGGUGGUUGUCCUCUGUCAUCUCCGCCGGCCCCUCCUCGACCUCGCGAGGCGGCACUGAGGUCAUCUUGGCGGUGAAGAAGGAGCAUGACGUCGUCCACUCGCACAGCGGCUCACUCGUCAGACCGCCGACACCCUGACAGACAGACAGACAGACAGACAGACACACAGACGGACACAAGGGAGGGAGAGCAGUGAAUCCCGGGAGCCAUGUCUGUCAGUGCAUUCACACACUGACCUGCUGCAGCUGCUGCAGGCCUUCGCUCUCUCCUCCUUGUCCAAGGUCCCCCGACGCACCACCUGCACACACACAGAGAGCUCUUGGUGCAUCUGAUGAAUCGCCGUGUCAUCCCUGUGUCGCCUCAUACCCCAACCACCAGCAGCAGACACAGCACUAGCAGUAGCGGCAAGGGAAGAGGGCACCGAGGAGCCAUCCGCCCUCACAGCAGCAUGGGCCUGCAGACACACACAUGUGCAUCAGAUUGCCCGCCGCUGACGUCGUCUCUCCUCCCAAGGGAAUACCGAGUGAGGUGCGUCAGGUGCGUCACUUUCCUCUCCUUCUACACCAGUCGCCUCGCCAGCACCGACCUGAGGGCACACCACACCACACGAAGCCAUGCAAGUGCACCCACAUCCCGCACAUAUGUCGACGUGCGCACCUGUGAGCUGUCGAUGAUUCGCCUCAUGUCGUCGACUUGCGACUCGAUGCGCAUCAGCCCCUCAGACAGCCGACCAGAAAGGGCGUCUCGGGUCGCCGACAGAUCGACGCACUGACACAUAAGAAGCCAAUACAUGAGGCACUUGCUCACGGAAGCGACCGGGCGCAUACCUGUGUCUGCAGUGUGUCGGCGAGGUCACGCAUGAGAUCCAGCCCCGCCCGCAUGCGAUGGAGUAAGUCACUAUCACUGACGGCCUGCACGACAUGAGCGCCACACACACACACACACACACAAAUGCGUUGGUGCGACAAGAUGAGCCCGGUGCUGAGUGCUCACCUGAUGGUUCGCGGCAUGAGUGGCACUGCCGGGCAGACGAGUCGCAGACGACCCACUGCCAGCACCACCACAAUCACGUUCACCUGCCACACAGACGGACAAGACAGCAUGGCUGAUGAAUGCCCGCCUGCUUCCCUCCGCUUGUGUGAGUGCAUUUCACCUGCCGCUUCCAUCGUUAGGCCCCGUUGUCCUGUCCUACUCUCCGCCGAUGCUAAUCGCUUCCAUGGUCACACGAGCAGCGAUGCGACGGAAUUCAGUCGCUCCUUUGCAGCUCGUGUAUCCUUACACCUGUCGUCCCCGACUCGCCUGCCGCUGAGCCGAAGGCUCGUCAGAACCCUUCAGCGCGAGCUGAGAAAUGCGAGCUUAGAAGAAGUGAGAAGGGAUUGAGUUGGAGUAUCAGCAGUAGCUCGGGGUAGUGAGUAGGAAUGUGACGAAGCCGA